Messenger RNA from Penicillium longicatenatum, 1563 nucleotides. RefSeq lists its product as uncharacterized. Gene Ontology annotation, molecular function: carboxylic acid transmembrane transporter activity. The coding region runs from base 1 to 1563 and encodes 520 amino acids. The record is from RefSeq and is a predicted model, not a curated record. Lineage: Eukaryota; Fungi; Ascomycota; Eurotiomycetes; Eurotiales; Aspergillaceae. Gene Ontology annotation, cellular component: plasma membrane. The transcript has 3 exons. Gene Ontology annotation, biological process: transmembrane transport; carboxylic acid transport.
AUGAACGAACCCGCUGUAGUCGAAACGCGUGGAACGAGUGAAAAGAGCCCAGUAUCGGAGAAAUGCCCCCAAACGUCUACCUCUACUUCGAUUUCCCCAGAUGCAACUUCCCCAAAUGCAAUUUCCGAUGCCCAAAAAGCAACAGACGAUCUGGACAAUGGUCGAGGUUACUCUCGCCUCUCCAUGGUCAUGAUGGUAGUCUUCAGUGGCCUCGCAAUUGGCUCAGACGGUUUCAAUUCCUCCAUCAUUGGAAAUCUUGAAUUGAUCAUGGCAGUUAUCUAUCCAAACUCGCUGACCACCGCAGUAGCCUCUCGGCUAUCCAAUGCAUUUAUGGUCGGCAUGAUUAUCGGCAUGCUCUCAUUUGGUUACAUCUCCGAUAAACUGGGCCGCAAGACUGGUGCAGCUUUGACAACUUCGAUCUUAGUUCUUGGAAUUGCACUGAGUGCCGGCGCUAGCGGACUAAAUGAGAGUGGCAUGUUUUGGAUGCUGAUCAUUGCUCGAGGUAUUGCUGGGGUUGGAGCAGGCGGAGAGUACCCCGUUGCAGGAGCAGGCGCUGCUGAAGCUACAGAUGAAGCCCCGGGAAUUCGCAAACGAAGAGGCUUCAUUUUUGCCAUGAUCGGUGACCUGUCAGCCUCUCUUGGCUUUGCCUUCGGUUCUUUGGUGCCCCUCAUUCUCCUCUUGUGUUUCCAUCAAGAAGUACGGCAUUAUGAGGCUGUAUGGCGGGUCUCCUUAGCCAUGGGGGCCAUUGCUCCUCUUUCGAUCUUCUGGUUUCGCUAUCGUAUGGUUGUUAGCUCUGCAUAUCGCAAGAGCUCUAUGAAAAGGCAGAGAAUACCCUACUGGCUUGCGAUCAAGAAGUAUUGGCGCCCGCUGCUAGGUGUUUGCGCGACUGUAUCAAGUUACAACUACAUCUCCUACCCAUUCGGCCUUUUUGCAUCAACAAUCGUCGAUAGGGUCAAUCCGUCCUCGUCUCUGGCUCUCACAAUGGCAUGGGGUACUUUGAUCAAUUGUUUCUAUAUCCCAGGUGCAUUCAUUGGUGGUUUCCUCUCAGACCGUAUUGGCCGCCGGCGUACCAUGGCCCUAGGGUUCACUCUCCAGGCUAUCCUUGGUUUCAUCCUCGGAGGAGCGUUGGGCCCAAUUGAGACUAAGUUGCCGCUGUUCAUCGUGCUUUAUGGUAUAUUCCUCACCCUUGGAGAAGUUGGUCCAGGGUCUACAAUUGUUCUUACUGCGAGUGAAUGCUUCCCCACAGCAGUUCGCGGCCACGCAGUCGGACUAGCAGCUGCUUGGAGCAAAGCAGGGGCGGCAAUCGGAACACAAGUAUUCAAGCCCAUUAUGGCUAGUUGGGGCGAUGACGAGCUUCGUGGCACCCAGGCCGUCUUUCUCAUUGGAUCCGGGUUCGCCGUUCUGGGUGCUCUCCUGGCGUGGUUUGUGCUCCAAGACAGCAAUAAGAUUUUAGAUCAUGGCGACCAGGAGUGGAAGAAUUACUUAGUCGCUCAUGGCUACACAAAUAUCGAAUGGGGGACUGAAGAGCAGCAUGUCGUACCAGACGAAAAACAGGUUGAUUAG